AGGCAACAUGGCGUCUCGGUGGUUCGUACCGGUUAUCGUCUUCUGCUUUCUGUGUCAGCUGACCGCGGUCGCCUCCACUGACUUCGACGACGGCCGUGGCCAACCGUCGAAUCGCGUCGAGGUCAAACUAUUCUACGAGACCCACUGCCCGUACAGCCGCCAGUUCAUCACAUCACAGCUGUGGCCAGUCUACCUGAAGCUCAGCGACCGGCUCGACGUCGACCUCGUGCCCUACGGCAUGGCGCUGAAGAGAGAGUUCGUGGACGCCGACGGGCGGAGGAGGACCGAGAUCUCGUGCCAGCACGGCCACAACGAGUGCGUCGCCAACAUGAUCCAGGCGUGCGCCGUGUCGCUCUACAGGGACACCUACCAGCUGCUCGCGUACGUUGUCUGCAUGGAGUCCUCCGAGAAUCCGCACAGGGUGGCCAAGUCGUGCUCGUCGCGAGUCGGCAUCAGCUGGUCGGCGCUCGAGCGCUGCAUGACGACGCGAACUGGACACCGACUCCUGCUGAUGAUGGGCCACAAGACAGCGUCCCACCGGCCAGCGGUUCCGUACGUCCCGUUCGUCGUCGUCAAUGGGCGGCACGGCGAGGAGGUCCAGCGAAGGGCAGUCUCGGACUUUUUGGGAGUUGUAUGUUUCAUGUUCGCCGAGCCCGUGCCGCCAGCUUGCCUCUCGAGGCAGCGGUCCCAGCGGUCGGAGGUCAAGGGCGCGCCUUCUGCGGGACUGCUCGACAUGCAAGGGUUGAACGCCACGGAUGCUGCUCUGAAAGGGGCGACGGCCAAAGGCACCGACGCGCAGUGGGCGUGAACGGGGAAAGAGACGCGCGAACAAGUUCUGUGUGCUUUUUCUGUCAUCCAUUGCGUGUUUUGUCUUUCUGGAGCUUAUAAAGGGGCUUAGAUGACA
Messenger RNA from Rhipicephalus microplus (southern cattle tick), 904 nucleotides. Its product is annotated as gamma-interferon-inducible lysosomal thiol reductase. Lineage: Eukaryota; Metazoa; Arthropoda; Arachnida; Ixodida; Ixodidae. The record is from RefSeq and is a predicted model, not a curated record. Gene Ontology annotation, molecular function: oxidoreductase activity, acting on a sulfur group of donors, disulfide as acceptor.